Drosophila ananassae is the source of this 517-nucleotide messenger RNA. Its product is annotated as heterogeneous nuclear ribonucleoprotein A1. The transcript is spliced from 2 exons. NCBI's taxonomy places the organism in Eukaryota, Metazoa, Arthropoda, Insecta, Diptera, Drosophilidae. Bases 147 to 473 code for a protein of 108 amino acids. The record is from RefSeq and is a predicted model, not a curated record.
UGGAAAUUUUGUUUUGUUUCGACUGUCUGGCUUGUGUAACCCUAGGGCUCAUGACGACACAAUGGUGAUUGCUGGCGGGUAUAAAAGAACCUAGGCACCCCAAAAAUAUUAUAAGUACCAGCAACAUUAGCCGGCACAUCAGCACCAUGAAAUUCUUCAUCGUAUUCCUUGCCCUAUUCGCCUUGGCGGCUGCCGCACCACAAUGGGGCGGAUUUGGUGAUCAGCAGCAACAGCAGCAGGAUGGAUUCGGAGGUGGAUUUGGAGGCGGAUUUGGUGGUCAGCAGCAACAGCAGCAGGAUGGAUUCGGAGCUGGAUUUGGAGGCGGAUUUGGUGGUCAGCAGCAACAGCAGCAGGAUGGAUUCGAAGCUGGAUUUGGAGGCGGAUUUGGUGGUCAGCAGCAACAGCAGCAGGAUGAAUUCGGAGGUGGAUUCGGAGGUGGAUUUGGUGGCCAGCAGCAGCAGCAGGGCUGGUAAACAGCAAAAUUAACUUAAUAAAACAAAAAAUACUCAAAACUAAA